Polychytrium aggregatum is the source of this 732-nucleotide messenger RNA. Its product is annotated as N-terminal domain of NEFA-interacting nuclear protein NIP30-domain-containing protein. The record is from RefSeq and is a predicted model, not a curated record. Bases 1 to 732 code for a protein of 243 amino acids. Lineage: Eukaryota; Fungi; Chytridiomycota; Chytridiomycetes; Polychytriales. The transcript has 6 exons. Gene Ontology annotation, cellular component: nucleus.
AUGAGCUUCAGCACCAGCUCCACCGACAACCUGGUGCAGCAGCAGAUCAAGUCCAAAUUUGUCUCCAAAGCGAUCCUGGAUGAGCAACAAACCGAAAAGCCCAUCGGUGCAUCCGGCGGAUUCAACUACGAUGAGGACCAAGAGGACUCGGCGCCAUAUGACUCUCGACCGCUCUAUGAGCGUCUGCAAGAGCGCAAGCAACGUGAGGAGGAAGCUUUUGCAGAGAAGAUGAAGUUUGGCAAUUUGAUCAAGAAAAUCGAUGAAGACGAGUUUGAGUUUCUGAUGAACCAGCACGAGGAAGAGGCCAUGAAGCGGAGCGAAAUCCUGUCCAUCGAAAGGAAAGAGCUGGAGGAGUUUCGCAAGGCUGUUCUGGAUCAACCUACGCCUGCUGCGGCUCCUGUUCUGGCCCUCGGCAAGAGCUCAACUCCAGUGACUCCGGCUGUGAGAGCAAAGGACUUUCAAAAAGGACUGCUUUCGGGCAUCCAGGUCAAGAAGCGCAAGUCCCUUCAGUCAGAGGAGCCCGACGGCAGCUCGGCUACGGCACCCAAGAGAGAACGACUGCAAGAGUCUCCGAUCCCACCGACCUCGGCGACAGGAGCUCGGCCGAUAGCAUCCCCCAUAUCCAAGCCCGGUCGCGCCGAAACGAUAUCCUCGGCACAGCCAGCAUCGGCUGGUCCAAAGCCGGGACUGAGUGCUCUUCUGGGUGCAUACGGAGACAGCGACGACGAGUAG